AUGUCAUAUUGUGAUAAUACAGUUCGAGGACUUUGGAAAAAAAGGGGACCAGAGCUGCCAACAGUUCAAGAACCUUGCGAUUUAAACGAUGGUCAUGACUCUAAAACUGUGAUGAUUCAACUCAAGAACUAUUUGAUAUUUGUAAACAAUGCAAGACACUUUUUUGAAUAUCAAGCAGAAAGUGAAACAAUUGCUAUUUGUGAGUAUUACCCAAACACAGAAAUAGAAGGAAAUGAAUGUAACAAUCAGAUCGUAUUAAAUUUGCGCUUCGAUCAUAAAUUUAAAGGAGUCAAUAAAUAUUUGGAUUAA
Racocetra persica is the source of this 309-nucleotide messenger RNA. NCBI's taxonomy places the organism in Eukaryota, Fungi, Glomeromycota, Glomeromycetes, Diversisporales, Gigasporaceae. The record is from the annotation of a GenBank genome assembly.